AUAUUCCGUUGUGGUUGAAUUUGAAUUAAAUGACAAGUUUGACUUUAACUGUUACAUUUACUUACCAAAACAGUAAUAUCUAUUAAAUUUUAUGUUGUUUAAAUAUUGUUGAAAUAGAACUACUUAUACCCAUGUUACAAUAAAAUUUUUGUUAUCCAGUAAACAAUUGCAUCUCUACUUACCUGUAUAGUUUGUUUGUGUCGUUUGUUUCAAUUUGCAACUUCGUAGCUGAUCAACAAUAUCACCUUUUGUAUUACGUUUAUUAGGAACUUAAACUUGAGCUCAAGUUAGAUUUAGAAAGUACAUGCCAUGAACUCUCCGCUUCAUGUAGAAGUGGUGCAGAAAAGAAAGAGUCGUGCAAAUAAAGAUUAUGUCAAGGAAAUGGUGCAUUCCUAUCUCAGCAAUUUUGCUUGUCUAAGUCCUGGUACAACAAUGGUCGAAAGUGAUUUUAAAGAAUUUAAUGAACUCCACGAACAUGUACAGUCGGUUACAUUAUGUGAAGUAGAACAUAAUAUCGAAGUACAAAUGAGGAACACAGAACUUGUUUAUCACAUUUAUAAGUUGGAUUCGUUCGGCGUAGAAACGGAUACGAUGACCGAUAAUGCAUCCGGUGAAGAACUGACCGCUGCUGAUGUGUGGACCCUGCCGUCGGAAGAGUUCUUUGGAUUAUGGGAAAGCCUUAUUUACGAUUCAAAACUCAAAGAAGACAUAUUGCGGUUCGCAGAGACCGCCUUCGAGUUCGCAGAUCGCGGUGUCAAUCCGACUAUAGUCGGCUGUAAUCGCGUAGUGCUGCUACACGGACCACCCGGAACCGGCAAGACGAGCCUGUGCCGAGCUCUCGCUCAAAAACUCGCUAUACGACUCGGAGACAAGUUUCCGCGAGCGCGACUCCUCGAGAUCAACGCCCACGGCCUGUUCUCUAAAUGGUUCUCGGAGAGUGGAAAGCUCGUGUCGCGGCUGUUCGACAGCAUCCGGGAGAUAGUGGAGGACCGGCGGUUACUCGCGUGCGUCCUCGUCGACGAGGUGGAGUCGCUGGCGCACGCGCGCCGAUCCGCACUCGCCGGCCUAGAGCCGUCGGACUCUAUCCGCGCCGUCAACGCGAUCCUCACCCAGCUGGACCGCCUGCGCCGCCACCCCAACGCGCUCGUGCUCGCUACCUCCAACGUGACCGGCGCCAUCGACGUCGCGUUCGUGGACCGCGCGGACGUGAAGCGGCUCGUGGGCCCGCCGACUGCGCGCGCCGCGUACGAAAUCCUGCGCGGCUGCUGCGACGAGCUGAUGGCGCGCGGCGUGGUGGCGCCCCGCGAGCGCGUGUUCGCGCUGCGGGUGCUGGAGGGCUCGCGGUUCGCGGAGAGCGACACGGCGCGCGCCAGCCUGCGGCUGUGGGCGGCGGCGCAGCAGGCGGCCGCGGCGCGGCUGUCGGCGCGCGCGCUGCGCCGCCUGCCGCUGCUGGCGCGGGCGCUGCACUGCGGCGCUGCGCCGCCGCCGCCGCCGCUGCUGCGCUUCGUGGACGCACUGCACGCCGCGCUGCGACACCACCUCGCCGAUACCGCCGACCUCGUCGACGGCGAACAAGCUUUAUGAGCUGACCGGUUAUGUUAAUAGAAGCCUCUCAUGCAAUACACUGGCAAGGACAGUGUUAUGAUAUGAAUUCUCAUGAGAAAAUUUUAUAAGAGAACUGUGAUAUUAUUGUAUUAGUUCUGCACUAAUAUUGAUUGUUCACGUGGUUUUUGUUUAAAAGUUCACAUAAUAAGAAUUUACUAUUUUCUUGUGCACAACAAUUAUCCUGACCCAAGCAUAAAAAUUUUAGAGGAUUAAAUAAUGACUGGAAACACUGGCGUAUAAAAAACCAAUAAAUGUUUAGAAACUGAUUCAGGUUUGAUUGUAUGUUGUAUGUUAUAUUACAUAUAUUUAGUGGUGGGAAAUCCUUAUAUUAAAGAAACACUUGGUAUGCACUCAAGAGAUAUAAGAUGUACUAACAAGGAACAGUGUUUACAAUAAUUAAAUAUAGAACAAAUGUAUAAUUACAGUUAAGCUCGUAUAUAUAUACUCGUAUAAAUUAUACUUAAAAUCUGCACAAUGAAUACAGUAGAGAAAUAAAAUCAAUUGAAUGUGAGAUUAACUCACAUGUUUCAUACAUAAAUAUAUAUGACAAAACAACAUGGCAUUUCUAAUACAAAAUAUACAUCUAAUAGUUAUUAUCAUUGAUAUUAUAAUUCCUAAUUUCUUAUUUUAGACCAUAAUUGUGGUUAAAAACUGGAUGGCACCACUAAGUUUGUAUUUGAAUAUUUAUUUGAUAAUUUCUCAAGAACUACUGUCUAGUUGGAAACAUUGUUUUAUUUUUCUCGACUCUACUCGUCGUGUAUAUUAACACAUAUAUUUUUAUAAGUUGUAAGCUGACGUGGCAAUGGGUUGUAUAAAUAUUCACUAUUAAUAUUAAAUUUUAAAUUAAUA
Galleria mellonella (greater wax moth) is the source of this 2454-nucleotide messenger RNA. RefSeq names its product pachytene checkpoint protein 2 homolog (gene pch2). The record is from RefSeq and is a predicted model, not a curated record. The transcript has a single exon. Gene Ontology annotation, biological process: meiotic recombination checkpoint signaling; reciprocal meiotic recombination. Bases 310 to 1584 code for a protein of 424 amino acids. Gene Ontology annotation, cellular component: chromosome; nucleus. Lineage: Eukaryota; Metazoa; Arthropoda; Insecta; Lepidoptera; Pyralidae. Gene Ontology annotation, molecular function: ATP binding; ATP hydrolysis activity.